Molecule: messenger RNA, 2572 nt
Organism: Mytilus californianus (California mussel)
Lineage: Eukaryota; Metazoa; Mollusca; Bivalvia; Mytilida; Mytilidae
Product: zinc finger protein 37-like
Exons: 5
Coding region: 99-1532 (477 amino acids)
Source: RefSeq, a predicted model, not a curated record
AUGUAUGGGUACUGUUGAAUGAAAACGUUGAAUCUAUUUUUUUUUGAUUGACCAAUACAAAGAUAUUUGGAAAUAAAAAGUGUCUUAACAGAUGAAAAAUGCCACGAAGAAAGAAAAAAUCAAAUGCUGUUAUAAGGCGUGAAGACAGAGAAAGAAAAAGAAAACAGAUUUGCAGCAAACAUGAAAGUUCUAAUUCCUGUAUAAGUAUGAAUACUGUGAAAGAAUUUCCUCAAAGGGAACAAUUAGUGAAAGCAAAAAUAAAAAAAACUUGUUGCAAAACGUCAGAAACAGAAGAUUCCUUUAAUCAAAUUGACAACCAAUCAACUUCUAAGACGCAGGCAUCACCGAGCAAAAAGAUUGUAACACAUUUGAUGUCAGACCAAUCGCUGAAGGAAUUACAACCUGUAAAAGGCCAUCAACAAACUACUAAAGACACAAAGACAGAAUUCAUGCUGAAGAGAACAUUACAAACAACACAUAGUGUAACAUCAAAUAUGUUUAUACAGGGUAUUGAAAACCAGUCUGAAAUCCAAACCAAUCCAUUAAGGAAGAGAAAGAGUGACACAAUCAUAACUGACAGUGCAAUGAUACCACAAAAAAAGAAUGAAUCAAUUGAUGAUGAAAGGUUGGAGGACAUAGAAGAAGUACAGAUGUACAUAAGAACACAUGCUGAAGAUGAACAUAGUAACUAUGAGGAAUGUAGUAAUGAGUUUAGUCCGUUAGAUCAUCCACAGGAACAGAGAAGAACGCUCAUAAGAACACACACUGGAGAAAUGUUCCAUGACUGUGAUUUAUGUGGCAAGGAGUUUCGUAGCAGAUAUGACUUACAGAUACACAUGAGAUCACACACUGGAUUCAAACCUUAUAAAUGUCUGAUAUGCUGUAAAGACUUCAGUGUGAAAAGUAGCUUUAGCAUACACAUGAGGAGACAUAAAGAGAAGGGAAAUAACCUUUCAGAUUUGCAAAUGUACAUAAGAACACAUGCUGAAGAUGAAUAUAGUAACUAUGAGGAAUGUAGUAAUGAGUUUAGUCAGUUCGAUCACCCACAGGAACAGACAAGAAUGCACAUAAGAACACUCACAAGAACACACCCACUAUUAAAAACUGGAGAAAUGUUCCAUGACUGUGAUUUAUGUGGCAAUGAGUUUCGUAGCAGAUUUGCCUUACGGAUACACAUGAGAUCACACACUGGAUUCAAACCUUAUAAAUGUGGGAUAUGCGGUAAAGACUUCAGUGUGAAAAGUAGCUUGAAAAUACACAUGAAAAUACAUGAAAAGAAACCUUACACAUGUGAUAUAUGUGGUAGAGGGUUUACACAGUCUCAUGACUUACAGACACACAUGAGAAUGCAUACUAGUGAUACACUUCAGAAUUGUUUUGUAUGCGGUAAAAGCUUUAGUAAGACAACUAACAUGAGUGCACAUAUGGGCACACACACUUGUGAUAAAAAUCAUAAGUGUGGAGUAUGUGGAAAAGGAUUUAUUGAGAAUAAAGGCUUACAUAGACAUUUGAAAACACAUACUGGAGAUUAACUUCAUUACGCAUUUAUCAUGUUUAUAAAUGUUUGGAAAAACAUAUUUUUGUUCUCUCGAAUUCGUAGCUUAAAUGUGAAGUAUGUGGAAAAAAAUUUAUUCAGAAUAAAAGCUUUAAGAAACAUUUGAAAACACAUACCAUGCAUACUGGGGAUUAACUUCAUUCCGCAUUUAUAAAUGUUUGGAAAAAAACUUUUUUGUUCUCUUGAAUUCGUAGCUUAUUACCAUUUAAAGAGACAUAUGACAACGAAUACUGGGGAUUAAAUUCAUACUUCAUAUUACUUCAAAUUCCAGCUCUAAACACCGUAUCUUCAAAGAUUAUUAGAUACUGUUUAAAGGGGAAUAAUCCUUACAUAAAUUAUUGAUUGUCUCCCAUAUUACUUCAUAUUCCAGCUCUGAACACCAUAUCUUCAAAGAUUUAUAGAUACUGUUUAAAGGGGAAUAAUCCUUACAUAAAUUAUUGAUUGUCUCCCAUAUUACUUCAUAUUCCAGCUCUGAACACCAUAUCUUCAAAGAUUUAUAGAUACUGUUUAAAGGGGAAUAAUCCUUACAUAAAUUAUUGAUUGUCUCCCAUAUUACUUCAUAUUCCAGCUCUGAACACCAUAUCUUCAAAGAUUAUUAGAUACUGUUUAAAGGGGAAUAAUCCUUACAUAAAUUAUUGAUUGUCUCCCAUAUUACUUCAUAUUCCAGCUCUGAACACCAUAUCUUCAAAGAUUUAUAGAUACUGUUUAAAGGGGAAUAAUCCUUACAUAUAUUAUUGAUUGUCUCCCAUAUUACUUCAUAUUCCAGCUCUGAACACAAUAUCUUCAAAGAUUUAUAGAUACUGUUUAAAGGGGAAUAAUCCUUACAUAAAUUAUUGAUUGUCUCCCAUAUAACUUUCUCUUCCAUGUGCAUACAAUAACUGUUCAGUGUUCUAUUGUGGUGUGUUGUAUUUUAUUUUAUUAUUAUUUCAUUGUUAUAACAAAAAUCAUUGUAAUCAUUGUAUGAAAUUUAAAACCCGCAAGGGUCCAUAAUUGGAUUAAUAAAGUAUUCUUAUUCUU